Fragaria vesca subsp. vesca is the source of this 3681-nucleotide messenger RNA. RefSeq lists its product as uncharacterized. The transcript is spliced from 11 exons. Lineage: Eukaryota; Viridiplantae; Streptophyta; Magnoliopsida; Rosales; Rosaceae. The record is from RefSeq and is a predicted model, not a curated record. Gene Ontology annotation, molecular function: chromatin DNA binding; transcription coactivator activity. Gene Ontology annotation, biological process: regulation of DNA-templated transcription. Bases 1 to 3552 code for a protein of 1183 amino acids.
AUGGAAACUGGUGACUGGAGAACUCAACUGCCCAGAGAUUUUCGAGGAAAAUUUGUCAAAAGGAUUAUAGAUACCCUAACGAAGUGUACGCCACCUUCUGAAGAUCCUUCAUCCCAACUGAGGAAGAUACAGAGUGUUGCACUGAAAUUCGAGAAAAAGGUUUAUAUGGACUCCAGUGACCAGAGUGAAUAUGUGAGGAAGAUAAUGGUAAAGUUGAUGGCAGCAGAGGGAUCACAUCCAAAUGUCGUGCCUAAAUCGACAUCAAACCUUCCCGGCGCUGGUCCAAAAGCCUUAAAUCUCAAUCAAGGUCAAUCAGUUGCUGUUCAAUCCGCAGAUCAGUCUCAAGCAUGUGAAGUUCCUGAACAGCGUUCAUUGCUUGGCGUUCAAAAUAAUAGUACAUGUGCUGGAGUUUCUGCUAACUUGGCACCUGCACGGUCCACUGUCAGUGCUUCAGCUCAGGUUCUCUUGCCAAGUCAGAAUCCAUUUUCACUGAAGUCAGUAGGAAAUUCGUCAGGGAAAGGGAUACCUUUUAAUGAAUCUGCCAGUAAUUUCAAGCAGGAGCAAGUAAAACAACAUUCAUCCCGCAUUGAUACUCAUCCAAAUCCACAUCAUUGUAGGCAGGUCAAGCAGAAAUAUGAUGAUCCUCAGAAGAGCCAUCAGCAACUAAAUCCAAAUCUAUGUAAGCAGGUCAAGCAGGAACAUGUUGCACCAUCAUACAUAACUCAGCAACACAAAGUACAUCAGCAGCAAUGUAUAGAUCCUGAGCAGAAUCAUCAGCAACUAAAUCCAAAUCUUUGUAAGCAGGUCAAGCAGGAACAUGUUGCACCGUCAUGCAUAACUCAGCAGCACCACCACAAUCAGAAACUCGUAAAGCACACUCAGCAACAGAGCCCUCAACAAUCUGUCAUCCAAACUCCUCUUCUACGACCUUCUGAGAUGCAUGUUGCUCCACUUUCUGAUUGUCGACAGGAUCAGAGUUCUUUUAAACAGACACAAUCUGUGAUUAAGAAUAAUCAUCAAAUAACCUUUGGGCAAACAAAUCCAGAAGACACUCCUGAUAUUCAUCAAAAAGUAUCAUCAACCCCUGAGCAGGCGCAAUCACAGAGGCAACCACAUGCAAGUAGAUUGAGUCCUACUAAUGUACAACAGAAUCAUUUAAGUGGGCAGCAACAUCAUAGGUUGCCAUCGCAGCACAAUAGUCUACUACAGGAGUUUAAGGGGCAAAGUUUAAUUCGUUCAGGUGCAAACCAUGAAACCCAAAAAAACCAUAUCUCUGUACCACAUGGGAGCUCACAACUGCCUGAAGGUGGUAGCUCAGGCAAGCGUCAAUGUGAGAGUAAAAUGCAGGGGGAAACCAGACGGACUGAUUUCGCUCUGCUGCCAAAUCAAGUGCAAGAAUCACAACCACAGAAUCUUGAUAGGCAACUAAAAACUCAAUCACAGUCGAAUAAGAUGCCAAGUCUGCCAAGUUCAGGGAGGAUGCAAAUAUCAGCUUCCACAUAUGGCCAAGGGAUUUCAAACGUAGAUAACUUGCAAGAGGAGCUCUAUCAGAAGGUUGAAAUUUUAAAAAGCAAAUAUUUAGCAUCACUGACAGGGAUCGAGCAAAAGAUAGCAUGUUAUUUCCAGAAGCUCCAAUCUAUCCCUGAACACCCCGAACGAAACAAUAUCAAGAAACUCAAAGCAAUGAAGCACAUGCAUUACAUGGUCAAAUUUCACAUUAUGAACCUAAAUGUGCCUAAACACAAAAUUACACCUGCUAGCAGGGAAAAGCUGGGGUUAAUGGAGGAAAAAAUUGUUUCUUUCCUUCACAUAGUUGAGCAACGAAAGCCUGCUACCUUACUGCAGGAUGGAAGAUGUUCCAAUAUGCACUCUAUGCCUCAGUCGGUGCAACUUCAUUCUCAGGCUUCUCAAGGUCACACAAGGGAAAAUGAAAAGAAACUGCCAUCGCAGUCGGUGAACAUACAGUGUUUUGAUACAAAUACACACAACAGCAAGGUGACAGUGAAUGAUUCUGAUUCUCUAUCUGAACCUCCAAUCCUGCAACAUGACAUGGUGCAUAUGCGACAGAAUUUGACUGAACAAGAUUCCGAAAAAGCAAACUCUUUGAAGUCAAUAAACCAGGUUACUUCAGAGUCCUUUAAACUUCCUAGAAGAAGCCCCCAAAAACCAAAUAAUAUGCUGUCACAAAAUCCUGCACUCAGACUAAAGUCGCAUGUGAAUCCUCUCGAGUCAAGCUUCAAUUUACUUCAAGACAUGCACCUGAAGCAUACUAAUGAACAGCCAGUUAUUAAAACCUCAAAUAAAGAACUUCGAAGGCACAAGUCGCAGCAGCAGUUAGUGCAACCGAAUCAGCAAAUACCACAGCAGCAUCACCAGUCACCAGAGUUACAGUGUAGGGAUUACACUCCUAAUCCUUUGCCCAAAAGUCUUAAACCUUCCUCUCGACAAGUUCCUCAACAUUCUUCUGUGAGUGAAAAGAAGAAUCUUCCAAUGCUUCCUAUAAAACCUAUAUCUCCUGUCAUUUCAAGAAGCUCACCCAAGGUUGGAAUUUCUUCUUUGGCUCCCUUAACAUCAGCACCUAUACAAGGGGAUUCUGAGAAACCUAUGUCGGAAACUUCGUUGGUUUCAAAUGUAGUAAAUAUUGGAGGUCAACAAGCACAUGGUGCUCCAGAAGCCAUCCAUUGUUCUUUUGAUGGGUUGAAUGCUGCUGAGCAGCCUAUUCAGAGAUUGAUUAAAAUGGUUAACUUGGUGUCGAGUAAAGCACUAAGUUCUUUUGCUUCAGAUAUUGGUUCAGUAGUUUGUAUGACUGAUAGAAUGUCUGGACCAGAUACGGUUCAGAGAUCUGGAGCUACGAUCAGUGAUUUGGCAGACACGACCAAUUUUCAUUUGCAGAAGGAAAUGACUGUUGGAACAAGGAUAAUGAAGCGUCACAGAAGUACGCCAAAUAGCUAUGGGGCUCCAGGAAAUGGCAGUAUAAAUGAAAGCUUGUCACAGCUAAGUGAUAUGGAAAAGUUUGACUUGGAUUCAGCUGCAGUAUCUUCUAGCAAACGGCGUAGACUUGAGGUGAAUCAUCUCUUAGAAGAAAUUACAGCAAUCAACCAACGACUAAUAGACACUGUUCUAGAUAUCAGUGAUGAAGAGACUAUUUCAUCAGUAGCCUCAGCUCCAAUUCUCAAUGGUGAAGGAGCUAUUGUAAGCUGCUCCUUCAUAGCUGUGGCCUUCUCUCCUAGUCUGAAGGCUGAACUGGAGCUGCUUCCAAUCCAGCCUUUGCGAUUGCUUGUUCCUGCAAAUUAUCCUUUGUGCUCUCCAAUAUUUGUGGACAAAUUGAAAGUGGAAGUCAGUGAUGAUCAAGAUCUUUCAGCAAAGGUAAAGUCAAAGCUCAAUUUCUCUCUCCGGAACCUGACAGAACCCCUGUCACUUGGCGAGAUAGCAAGGACAUGGGACGUAUGUGCCCGAGCGGUGAUCUCUGAGUAUGCAGAGCAGAAUGGGGGAGGAAGCUUCAGUUCCAAGUACGGCACCUGGGAAGACUCCCUUAGCGCUGCAGCUGCUUGAAUCAAUUGUCGUGGAGAAUUGAGAUUGCAUCGUACAGGCUCAUGUAAGCUGAUUGUUUUAAACCUCAGUGAUGAUCUUAUAAAACAUUAAAUCUCAUCAAUUGCAUGGUGUGAUAGGUAGUUAGAUAAA